Messenger RNA from Botrytis cinerea B05.10, 1723 nucleotides. RefSeq lists its product as hypothetical. The transcript is spliced from 4 exons. Bases 145 to 1467 code for a protein of 440 amino acids. Gene Ontology annotation, biological process: transmembrane transport. Gene Ontology annotation, molecular function: transmembrane transporter activity. The record is from RefSeq and is a predicted model, not a curated record. Gene Ontology annotation, cellular component: fungal-type vacuole membrane. NCBI's taxonomy places the organism in Eukaryota, Fungi, Ascomycota, Leotiomycetes, Helotiales, Sclerotiniaceae.
GGGCUCCAUCCUUCGUGGACUAUUCAACUAUAAGUAAGUUCGAUAUCCAAGUGAGUAGAGAGCAUCAAUUCCAUACUACCGCAAUAUCUUCGUACAAGACAUCCGUUCACGAUCUGGUUGUACAUUUGUUCCUUCUCUUCUACAAUGUCUCAACAGAUAGGUUUAAGUAGUGAUGUAACGAGGGGCAACGCUGGGCCGUCCAAAUCACCAGUAUUUCCAAGCUCAAAACUAGCACCCAGUGAAGCUCCAAGUGAGUUUUUAGAAAGUGAUGCUCCCCGUGAUUCAGAAUGGAAUACUCGGUCAUGUAUUGCGGUCAUUGGUGCAUUCUCGAUAAUGUUCUGUUCAGUGGGUUUCAUAAACGCUUUUGGAGUUUUUCAAGAGUAUUACGCGAAAAACAUGCUCGCCAAUAAAACUGCAUCUGAAAUUUCGUGGCUUGGAUCUUUUAACGUUUUUUGCAUGUUUGGCGGAACGUUUGUUGCUGGAUAUCUAAACGACAAAUAUGGCCCAAAGUUUUUGGUAUAUGGAGGCAGUGUCGUGAUUCUGCUUGCUCUGUUUAUGACUUCUAUUUGCAAAGAGUACUACCAAUUCUUUCUUGCCCAAGGCUUCUUACUCGGCAUCGGUAUUGCAUCUAUUCUUCUUCCAGCCUUCACCAUAGCAGCUCAACACUUCACCACAUAUCGAGGUCUGGCACUUGGAAUUGUAGUAUCAGGAUCUUCGUUAGGGGGUGUGAUUUGGCCAAUUGCUUUGAACAGACUUCUGACCGAAGUCGGCUUUGGAUGGGCAGUACGAACUGUUUCUUUCAUUCAACUGCCUUUAUUAAUUAUCGGGUGUCUCUCAAUCAGUACACCCAUCCAGAAGACUGAUCAUACCAAACCAAAACCAGAUUUCUCUUGCGUCAGGAAUCCCGUCCUCAUAUUACUCGCGCUUGGGCUUUUCUUAGUAUAUUUUGGCCUCUUCACGCCUUUCUUUUACAUCGAGCCUUGGGCAUUGUCACUUGGACUGAAUAGCAACUUUGCAUUCUAUACGAUCAGCAUAGUCAAUGCAGCAAGUCUAUUUGGUCGUAUCAUACCAGGCCUACUGGCUGAUCGAUUCGGCUGUUAUAAUAUUGCUGUUGUUGCUGCGAUUUCCUCCGGCUUAGUCUGUACAUGCAUGAUCAAAGCUACUUCUGUGGCUGGAAUCACCAUGUUUUCUCUGGCUUAUGGAUUUGCUUCAGGGGCAAUCAUCAGUCUCCAAGGAGUUUGUGCAGCAAAGCUGGUACCGCCAACGCAAUUUGGAAUUGCCAUGGGCUCCGUCAUGACGUUUCUCUCAAUUGCCGGGCUUGUGGGCUCACCAAUAAAUGGGAAGAUUCUCGAUGUCUGGGGUUACCUUGGAAUGUCUCUAUUCUCCGGAAUGAUGAUGCUUUUAGGUGGAUUGGUACUUCUAGCCGCACGACUCCAGCUCAACAGCCAAUUGCUGGCGAAGGCUUAGAUUUAAGGAUAAUUUUUAUCAUCAAAGAUAUCCAAUUUCUGGAUUAUCUUAUCGAAUAUUAUCUUUUCAUGUUUUGAUUGGCUCUUUGUAUUGGUAUCGUGGAAGGUUACUUACUGUCCAUAUUAUCUCUAAAUUAUCAUAGCGUAUGCCCGCGCUGUAGACUUCUCAACCUCGGAGGGAAAACAUGAACACUCUUUGGUACUCUUUUAGCACUCUCAGGUUACCCUAAGUCUGUACCAUACAAACUUCAAUCUCA